This is a messenger RNA of Haliotis rufescens (red abalone), 1610 nucleotides long. Its product is annotated as collagen alpha-5(VI) chain-like. The record is from RefSeq and is a predicted model, not a curated record. The coding region runs from base 144 to 1610 and encodes 488 amino acids. The transcript is spliced from 9 exons. Lineage: Eukaryota; Metazoa; Mollusca; Gastropoda; Lepetellida; Haliotidae.
CUGAGUGCGGCGUAAAACAACAAACCAACAAAUGAACCAAAAGAUGAAUUUAUUGUUUUCUUUGUUCGACAUGUUUUGUCUUGCAUCCUCAGACAUAUAGUGUUGUUCUUGCAGCAACAUUUGAAGACAGUUCCAACAGUUCCAUGGAUCUGGUGUUACUGCUUGACUCGCCUAAAAAAGUUCGACCUGCCAAUGUUAAUCGUUUAAAGAAAUGUAUCAUCAAAGUCGUAAAUGAUACAAGUUUUGACGACGGAAAGGUCCGGGUUGGAGUGGUCACUUUCUCCAGCUCCUCCAAGGCAACAUUUGAAGACAGUUCCAACAGUUCCAUGGAUCUGGUGUUACUGCUUGACUCGCCUAAAAACGUUCGACCUGCCAAUUUAAAUCGUUUAAAGAAAUGUAUUAUCAAAGUCGGAAAUGAUACAAGUUUUGACGACAGAAAGGUCUGGGUUGGAGUGGUCACUUUCUCCAGCUCCUCCAAGGCAACAUUUGAAGACAGUUCCAACAGUUCCAUGGAUCUGGUGUUACUGCUUGACUCGCCUAAAAAAGUUCGACCUGCCAAUUUUAAUCGUUUAAAGAAAUGUAUCAUCGAAGUCGUAAAUGAUAAAAGUUUUGACGACGGAAAGGUCCGGGUUGGAGUGGUCACUUUCUCCAGCUCCUCCAAGGCAACAUUUGAAGACAGUUCCAACAGUUACAUGGAUCUGGAUUUUCUGCUUGACUCGUCUGAAAGUGUUGCACCAACCAAUUUUGAUCGUUUACAGAAAUGUAUCAUCGAAGUUGUUAAUGAUACAAGUUUUGACGACGGAAAGGCCUGGGUUGGAGUGGUCACUUUCUCCAGCUCCUCCAAGGCAACAUUUGAAGACAGUUCCAACAGUUCCAUGGAUCUGGUGUUACUGCUUCACUCGCCUAAAACAGUUCGACCUGCCAAUUUAAAUCGUUUAAACAAAUGUAUUAUCGAAGUCGUAAAUGAUACAACUUUUGACGACGGAAAGGUCCGGGUUGGAGUGGUCACUUUCUCCAGCUCCUCCAAGGCAACAUUUGAAGACAGUUCCAACAGUUACAUGGAUCUGGAUUUUCUGCUUGACUCGUCUGAAAGUGUUGCACCAACCAAUUUUGAUCGUUUACAGAAAUGUAUCAUCGAAGUUGUUAAUGAUACAAGUUUUGACGACGGAAAGGCCUGGGUUGGAGUGGUCACUUUCUCCAGCUCCUCCAAGGCAACAUUUGAAGACAGUUCCAACAGUUCCAUGGAUCUGGUGUUACUGCUUCACUCGCCUAAAACAGUUCGACCUGCCAAUUUAAAUCGUUUAAACAAAUGUAUUAUCGAAGUCGUAAAUGAUACAACUUUUGACGACGGAAAGGUCCGGGUUGGAGUGGUCACUUUCUCCAGCUCCUCCAAGGCAACAUUUGAAGACAGUUCCAACAUUUUCAUAGAUCUGGUGUUACUGCUUGACUCGCCUAAAAAAGUUCGACCUGCCAAUGUUAAUCGUUUAAAGAAAUGUAUCAUCAAAGUCGUAAAUGAUACAAGUUUUGAUGACGGAAAGGUCCGGGUUGGAGUGGUCACUUUCUCCAGCUCCUCCAAGGACAUAAAGUGUUGUUCUUGCAGCCACAUUUGA